AAUCUUACAAGGGGAAAAAAAUAAGACUAUUUAGAAAUACCACUUACAGUCUUAAUAAUCAUAUCAUUUCGUUUGUUUGCUUGCUUUAUUAUGUGCCUUUAUAACUAUGAUGUUGAUGCUGUGUUUCAGGCAUUCUUUUUAUGAGAGUAUAAUUAUGCAGAGUUGACAUACUUUGUCUCAACAACGGAAGGUCUGCGAAAGUUAAAACGCGAAGAUGGCUGCCGUUGUAAGAGUCAAGCGAAGAAUAGAUGAGGAUCCCGCUGAAGCUUUGAUUAUUUCGUGUAAAAGACUAAAGGAGGAUGCUCGACUAGAAGCCAGCAAUUCCAGUGAAAUAAUACGAUUGAGUUACGCUGGAACUUUGGCUUCAAAGGAUGCUUCUGUUUCAACACACAUUCGUGACAGCUUGCGUAAGCAGACACUCCAAGCUCAGUACAAGCAGCAUUCAGUUGAUGUUGCAGGAUCAGCUCGAGCAAAAAGCAGAGCAGCAGCCAAAGCUAGCAGAUACAAAAUUGUGUGUAGCAAGAGAGCUGUGGACUUGGACUGUUUAGACAUUUCUUCUGGUAAUAAGCCCAACAGCCAGAAAGUGCUGGCAUCUGGCAGCCAGUCAGAAGAAGAGAAUGUAAAAAAGACAGUUCAUCCUGAAAGUCAUUCCUUGGAGGAAGUUUCAGGGUCAGAGGAUGCUGUGGUUUCUUGUGUUGUUAAUGAUCAUCAGAGUUCAGGUUUUGUGGAGGACCUGCCAGAAACAGCAGGCAAUAGGACAGACAAGGAAGUAUUUAUGUAUGAUGUUGAAGAAGAUGGUCAGCCAGAAUUGACUUCUACAAACCAGGUGGCCACUGGUAGUAGCGGGAUUACAUGUAAUGGUUUGGAGCUGAUCAGCAGGCGAGGUAACACACUAGCACAUGCCUCCCGACAACCCUUUGUCUAUGACUUGUAUUUCUCCGAGUUAGAAAUGCAAGACUUCAGAUCACUUGAGGAAAUUUUGUACAUAGAGGCCAUGCAUGAUGAUCUGGCAAUGCAAGCUGAUAGAGAAGAAGUAUGUGAAGAGGUGUAUGAUGACGAAGAUGACAGCAAUGAUGAAAGUAACUGGAGAAAUGACUAUCCUGAUGAAGAUCCUCAUUUCUUAGAAAAUAAUGUGGCCUACGUUCAUAACAAUGACAUGGAGCUUCUGGAAUAUGACUCCUAUCACUAUGGAGAUGAGGAUUCUCUCAAUGAAUGGAUGACAAGUCGGUGUGCCAUUGGGGAAGAUGGCAUUUCUAGUGAUGAUGAGGAUCCAUUACACAGUACAGGUCAGCGGCACACUUCCUACAGACAAUAUAUGCGUCAGGUGCAUCAGGAGAUGACCAGCAAUGGCAGUGACAUUAGCAGUUCAGAGGAUUAACAUUCUGUAUUUUGUGGGCCCGUUGUGAGGGCCAUUAUAAAUCAUCUUCUGUAAAACCUUCGAAAGUCGUCACAUACAAGCAUACAAGCAUUCAAUAUUGCCUUGCAUGUAUCUGGUUCUAGCACCUAGUACUAUAGCACAUAAGGACUCAAAACAAACUUCAUCUACAGCACCAGAAUCAUUAUGCAGGUAGAGAAAAAUGAACUUCCCUGUUGCUGGUGACUACAUGAUUAGUUUGUGAUGAUACAUAGUGAUUUUAGUGAUUAGAAUGUGCUGAGCUUUGUUGCUGGAGAGACCAUCUUCAUAUUUUAAUAGCCCUGUUUACAGACUGUGGUCCCCAGCUAGGAAAAUUCUUAGCAUUGCUAUGAUUUUAUGAAAUCUCCCACCCCCCAAAACAAAUUGCUAAUUUUUAGAUUAUUUUUAUACAUAUCCGUAUUUGGAAGUUCCUUGAUAACAAUAAUUUUAUGUCAUUGUGUAUAUCUACAGGCAUGCACAUGUAUAUAUAAAUAUAUUCAUUCUGUAGCAUAUACUGACUAACGAUGAGUCAUUAGAAAUUGCAUUUAAAACAUGUGCUUGCAAGAAACAUUUCUUUUACAUUAAAUAAUUGCAAAUUUUGAAGAGCAGGUUUAAAGGAAGCUCAUUAUGAAUCUUGUAUUUGUGUUGUCUGAAUGUGUAAAAUAGAGAACAUCAGCAGUUUGUCGAAUAGGUUUUCAUCAGUGUUGUACAUGUUGCCUGUACACAUGACCUGAUUGUAUUGUAUUAUUUAGGGCCUGUAUUAUCUUUUAAAACCUCCAUAAAUCUCUCCAUGCUAUAAAAAGUAGGCAUCUACCAGAAGCACAACAAUAUCACAAUGAACAUUAAUUAGCUGCAAUAGGAAUAGGAAUGUGGAAAGGAAAAUUCACUUGAAAAGUGAUUUGGUGUAUUCCAAGUUUAAUUUUGGAAACAUUUUAACAACUCUCAAAAAUGUGCAUUUAAAUAUAUCACAAGUGUACACACAUAUUUUAUAUGCUGUAUAAUUUCCAGCAACUUAAUAUGCAUGACAUUCAUUCAGAAAAUCUGAGAUCAAAAAGAAUCCUAAAAGUUUGAUGUUGGAAGUAAUUCUGGGUGUGGCUGGUUCAUAUGAAAAAAAUUACUGCAGACCUCAUAGAUUUCUCACUGAAGAUUAGAGCAAUGAAACAGCCAUGUGCUAUGUCAAAUAGGACCUGAUGCUUGCAAAAUGCUCUCUAAUGCAACUGAAGAUACAAUCCUGGUUCACACUCAGUUCUGCACCAUAAGUAUAGUUGGUGAAACGAUUACCAUACAAAUAAAAGUUAAGUUUUUCGAAAUA
Pomacea canaliculata is the source of this 2705-nucleotide messenger RNA. RefSeq names its product probable RNA polymerase II nuclear localization protein SLC7A6OS. The transcript has 6 exons. NCBI's taxonomy places the organism in Eukaryota, Metazoa, Mollusca, Gastropoda, Architaenioglossa, Ampullariidae. Gene Ontology annotation, biological process: developmental process. The record is from RefSeq and is a predicted model, not a curated record. The coding region runs from base 215 to 1378 and encodes 387 amino acids.